This is a messenger RNA of Yamadazyma jaroonii, 1674 nucleotides long. The record is from the annotation of a GenBank genome assembly. Lineage: Eukaryota; Fungi; Ascomycota; Pichiomycetes; Serinales; Debaryomycetaceae.
AUGUCAGAAGAGACUAAAGUAUUCAAAGAUCUAUUAAUUGCAUGCAGAGUAGGGGAUCUAGACACUGUAGACACACUCCUAAGUACACCUAACUUGAAUAUCAAUCAAACAGACGAAUGGAAUUAUUCACCAUUGAUUCUAGCAUCGAUUUGUGGUCAUGUACAGGUAGUUAGUUUAUUACUAACCAGAGGUGCGGUAUGUGAUCGUGAUACUUUCGAAGGAGAACGUUGUAUUUAUGGAGCUUUGAAUGAUGAAAUCAAGAAUAUGUUGUUAAGUUUCGAUAUUUCAAAGAAAAUUGAUGUUAGUCAACCAUUUGCAUCUCAUUUAGCUUCAAUGUUGAGACCUAUAAAUCCAUUAAUCGUUGAUGAUAUCAUAUUCAAACUCAAGGAUGAACCCGAUGAAGUGUAUAAGUUGAAUAGAUUCCUAUUGGCAGGUAGAUCACCUUAUUGUUUCGAUAAAUUGAAUGACGAAUGGAAAGACCGUAACAUUAUAGAGUUACCAGAUAAUCCCUCAGUGUUUAAACAAAUAAUCGACUAUAUUUACUUGAAAUCAGAUAAAUUGACUUAUGACACAGAAUUGAUAGAAUCAGCCAAAUUAUGGGGACUCGAUAUUUUAGGUGAAAGUAUUGAAAAAUUGAAAAAUAAGGAAUUCAAAGAAAGAUCAAAGAUUAAUCACGAUAGUUUAAUACAGUUUAUAGAGAAGGCACGUAGUGAUAUGAAUGUUUUUGUUAAUACAAUGAUUGAUAAUAAAAUCAUCAUCAAAAUGGAGGAACUUGAUUUCGAAGAAGAUGAAAUUGAAUUUGAUGAUUUGAAACCUCAAGAUUAUCUUAAUAAUCUUCAAAUGUUACAAUUAUUGAAUUCUGAUAGUUUCCCCGAUAUUAUCUUGUCAGUGGUAGAUGUGGUCACCAACUCAAUUGUCUAUUAUCCUUGUCAUAGAGCUAUGUUGUUGAGAUCUGAAUAUUUCGAUACCAUGUUUAACUCGGAAAUUUUCAGUUCGAACAAUGAUUUCCCUACAGUAAAAUUUGAUGAGGGUGAAAUUGCUAAUAUUAAGGAAUUACUGAUCAUUAAAUUAAACUGUACCAAUAGUGAAGUAGCAGAAUUGAUUCUCACAUUCAUUUAUCAUGACGAUAUCACGUAUUUACCUCUAAGGUUAACUAUUGAUUUGUUAUUCAUAGCUGAUGAAUUAUUACUUGACAGGUUAAAGACACUUUGUGCUGUUAAUAUAACAUCUAAAUUUAAAGAUUUUAGUUGGGAUGAAUUCUUAAAUAUGGAAGAAAAAGUCGGUUAUGAUUGUUUUGAUUUAAUAAGGAUUUCAUGGCAAACAAGAUGUGAUAAAUUAGAACAAUAUAGUACAAAAUUGAUUGCUUAUAAUCUUGAAAAAAUCUUCAAUUCUCCUAAAAAUAACGAUUUAUUAAAAGAACUCAUCAAUGAAUCAGCUUCCAGAAUUAAAGAAAGACAAAAUACUGAUACUAUUGAAUUGGUUGAUGAUAUAAGGUAUUAUUUAUCGAAAAAAUAUGGAGUUAGUGGAGAAUCGUCCUCAGACUUUUUAGAUUUGGGAGAUAUUUGGACCAAAGGAACUGAAGAUUCCAAAGUUAUGAAAAACGCUAUGUUAUCAUAUGAAAGGGAUAUUGAAAUGGUUGACCAUUUCCUUGAUCAAUUGGAUUUAGAUGCUUAG